This is a messenger RNA of Aphidius gifuensis, 2418 nucleotides long. RefSeq names its product actin-interacting protein 1 (gene flr). Gene Ontology annotation, molecular function: actin filament binding. Bases 395 to 2203 code for a protein of 602 amino acids. The record is from RefSeq and is a predicted model, not a curated record. Gene Ontology annotation, cellular component: cortical actin cytoskeleton. The transcript has 6 exons. Gene Ontology annotation, biological process: locomotion; positive regulation of actin filament depolymerization; actin filament depolymerization. Lineage: Eukaryota; Metazoa; Arthropoda; Insecta; Hymenoptera; Braconidae.
GAUAAAUCGAUUAUUUUUUUUUUCGAUAAGCUGAUAUAUUUAAAUAUAAAUGCACAAAUAAUUAAUAUUAUUUAUAUUUAAUUAAAUUUUUUAUUGUAAAAUAAACUUUAUUCACGAAAAAGUGAAUAAAAUUUGAUUUUUUUCUAUAGAAAAAUCCAAUGUACUAUCGAUUAUCGAUGCAGAGUGAUUAAAUAUAAAUCGAAAUAUCAAAAAUAAAAUAUAUCGAGUCGAACACAUCCCUAAUUUAUAUAUACAUGGUAUAUACACAUUGUCACGGUCAUUAUAUUUACAUAGUCACCCUGAGAUAAAUACAAUCAGAGUGACACAAAUACAAAUAAGUUACUCCGAGGAGGAUAAUUCAAGUGAAAAAAUAAUAAAAAAAAAGCCGGCAGAAAUGUCGUACGAAACAAAGUAUACAUUUGCAACAUUACCAAGAACUCAAAGAGGAACACCACUUGUACUGGGUGAAGAUCCAAAGGGAAAAAAUUUUUUAUAUACCAAUGGAAAUAGUGUUAUCAUAAGAAACAUUGAUAAUCCAGCAAUUGCUGAUAUUUAUACUGAGCAUUCAUGUAAUGUUAAUGUUGCAAAAUAUUCACCAAGUGGUUUUUACAUUGCAUCUGGUGAUCAAUCAGGAAAAGUACGUAUUUGGGAUACUGUUAAUAAAGAGCAUAUUUUGAAAAAUGAAUUUCAUCCAAUUGGAGGUCCAAUUAAGGACAUUGCUUGGUCACCAGAUAGUCAAAGAAUGGUUGUUGUUGGUGAAGGUCGUGAAAGAUUUGGUCAUGUUUUUAUGGCUGAUACUGGUACAUCAGUUGGUGAAAUAUCUGGUCAAAGUAAACCAAUUAAUUCAUGUGAUUUUCGUCCAUGUAGACCAUUUAGACUUAUAACAGGAAGUGAAGAUAAUACAAUUGCAAUAUUUGAAGGUCCACCAUUUAAAUUUAAAAUGACAAAACAAGAACAUACUAGAUUUGUACAAGCUGUACGUUAUUCACCAUCUGGUUCAUUAUUUGCAUCAGCUGGUUUUGAUGGUAAAGUAUUUAUUUAUGAUGGUACAACAUCUGAUCUUGUUGGUGAAGUUGGUUCACCAGCACAUCAAGGUGGAGUUUAUGGUGUUGCAUGGAAACCAGAUGGUACACAAUUAUUAACAGCAUCUGGUGAUAAAACAUGUAAAUUAUGGGAUGUUGAAACACGUACACUUAUUUGUGAAUUUAAUAUGGGUAAUACUGUUGAUGAUCAACAAGUUAGUUGUAUUUGGCAAGGUAAACAUUUAUUGUCAGUAUCAUUGAGUGGUUUCAUUAACUAUCUCAAUGUUGAUGAUCCAACAAAACCACUGAGAAUAAUUAAGGGUCAUAAUAAGCCAAUAACAGUAUUAACUUUAAGUCCAGAUAGAGGUACAAUAUACACUGGUUCACAUGAUGGAUAUGUAACAAAUUGGAAUGCAAAAACUGGUGAAAAUGAUCGUGUUGAUGGACAUGGUCAUGGUAAUCAAAUAAAUGGAAUGAAAGCUGCUGGUAAUUUACUUUAUACUGCUGGUAUUGAUGAUACAGUUAGAGCAAUUGAUAUUGCUACAAAUAAAUACAAUGAAAUGGAAACAAUAAAACUUGAUUCACAACCACGUGGUUUAGAUAUUGCUGGUGAUAUUGUUAUAACUGUAUCAAUGAGACAAAUUAAUCUUACUCAAUCAGGUAGAAAAAUAUCAAAAUUACCAAUUGAUUAUGAGCCAUCAUGUGUCAGUGUUAAUCCAGAUACAAAUGACGUUGCUGUUGGCUCAAGUUCGGAUAAUAAAGUUUAUAUUUAUAAUCUAUCGGGUACAUCUCUUGUAUUCAAAUCUGAGCUAGAACAUCUGGGACCAGUUACUGAUGUUUCAUACAGUCCAAAUAAUAAGUAUCUUGUUGCAUGUGAUGCCAAUAGAAAAGUUGUACUUUAUAUGGUUCCUGAAUACAAGUUGGCUCAUAAUAGAGAAUGGGGAUUUCACAGUGCCAGAGUUAAUACUGUUGCAUGGUCUCCUGAAUCUGAUAUGGUUGCUAGUGGUAGCUUGGACACCACUAUCAUCAUCUGGAGUGUUACUAAUCCAGCCAAGCAUACCAUCAUUAAAAAUGCUCAUCCACAGAGCCAAAUUACUCGACUCGUAUGGUUGGAUGAAGAAACACUUAUAUCUGUUGGUCAAGACUGCAAUACUAAAAUUUGGCGUGUGGAAAAAAUAUAAAAUCAUCAAUAAAAAUACAAAAUAUACACUAAAGAGAAUACAGAACAAAAUAAUUAUAUAAUAUGGGAUUUAAAAAAAAAAAAAAAACUCAAUAUAAAAUGAACAAUUUAUAAGCUUGGUUAAUUAACUUUUGAUGCAUUUUAUUAUAUUUAUUUCUUUGUAUACAAAUUGUAUAUUAUUUUUUUUUGAAUACGAUUAUUGAUAUACAAUUAUGA